AACAGAUUAUUUUCAUGUAGUUCUUUGUUUGAACACGCAUACAUUCAUGUAACUAUUUGCAUAGGUUUUUGACAGUCAACUUAUUCUGCCAAUGAUCUGAAGAAGAGAGAUUCCAUCAUAGUCAUCACCCCUUCAUCGUCUGUGCAACUACAGCGUUCAGUACUUUGUGAUCAGGGUAUUAAUUUCACUCCUCUUCACUUUUUCUUGGUGUCUUCUAGUCAGACCUAUAACUACAAGAGCCAGUACUAAUUAAGUAGAAAGCUGGAGCUGCUUUGGCGCAGACCCAUUCCUUACUAAUGAUGAGAGCUUUGCUCUGUUAAUCCUCAAACUAAUCCCAAAGGACGUGAUGGAGAGAAAAAGUGCCACGCCUUAGGUCUGGAUAGGGCAACGGGUCAAUGCAGGUAUGGUAAUAGGAUGAACUUUAUGCUAUUAAAACUUUCACUUGCAUUCAACCGGAGAAGACUUGAAUGAAUGAACCUAAAAAUAAUUGGAUUAAUUCACGCGUUGCCGUUUCCAGAGCUUGUACAGAUGUUUGAUGAAGUGAAAAACUCAAAUAUAAUAAGACACAGUCAAUAUCUCAUUCGAGAUUUUGGAUCUCCGAAGAUCCCACGGAACCGGAUCCCGAGCUUCCAACAGCGUAGUUGCUCACAGGCAUUGCGGCCGGCGUCGGUGUACGGUCUCCGCGAAGCUCCCGGAAACUCAUGUCCGUGCCGUCGCGGCUUGAGAUUUUGGAAGAUUCAUUGAUUGUUUCAAUAUAAUUUGAAUUCACCAAAAUUAUCCAUCUCAUUGUAACUGCUGCCCCCUGAUUUCCACAAACUUCUAGCGGUACUGUAAUCCACUUUUGGAAGAGAAACAACACGUGGUUUCUUUGCAAAUCUCUUUCGACCGCUUUUAUUUUACAGCGAUGUUAACCGUACAAGGUUUGCGAACGGAAUGAUUUAUUUUCUGCUUCUCCCUUCUCCCCUUCUCAGUGCGCGCUUUUUGUUUGAACGAAGUUGCCAUUGCAUUUUUCGCCGUUGGCGUUUGACAACGCCGGCGGGGUUCGCCAAAUCGCAGCAACCAGUGCUGCCGUUUGUCGUGAUUUUUCAUUUCACGCUUGAAGAUCUUCGAAAUUAGACGCGGUGGCGGACAUUCUCUGCCUCGGCUGCGAAGCUGAAACUUCUUCAAGACUUGUAAUUUCAUCAAGCCCUGAAGGUUCCGGAAGUUGUCUCAGCUGGAGCUGCACGGAUACAGUACACUGACGCAGGACGCCAUGCCUGGACGUCUGCAGCACGUGAGCAACUACGCCAUCGUAAGCUCAGGAUCCGAUUCGGCGGGUUCCGGUACGUUGGCGCGGGACGCCAUGCCUGGAUGAAUGCAGCACGCGAGCAACUACAAGCCGUUACAAGCCGAGGCGACCCGGAGAUGAGUAUCAUCGGAAUUACAAGCUGCAAUACUACAGCUUCGACGGAACAGCUUAACACGUCGUCCGGCUCGCAAAAAAGGAUUCGAUACGCUGGAGACGUCACAGACUUGGAUAACAUCAGUCCCCAAGAGGCGAAGGCAGUGCUUCCCAAAUUCCAUAAGCAACUACACGAUGCUCUGAAACGGAACAGACGCCUGAAGCAGCAAAAUUAUCGCUUGAAGAAGAAGUUGAACAAGCUGGAGACAAUUACAAACGAGUUGAAGCGACAGAACAUCAUUUCGACUCAGGGAGCAAUUUUGAUGAAGCAACAAAAUUGCAAUGAACUUCUGAUAGAACUUACAAGAGGCCCAAGCGGAAACAGAAACACGGCAGUUGUCCGAACUUUUGCCACGACAGUGUUCUUCUACUCAGCAAAACAAUUGAUUCGGGACGAAGCGACAGAACACGACUGGGCAACAUGCAGCAAAAUUUGUUUGAACUUGAUCCGCGGCUGACGGCGGUUGAGAUAAAGCUAGAAGCCCUCGAAGAAAGGUUGGAAGCCCUGGAGCGAAGCAGAUACCCCGAUCUCUCCACCCAGUCUCCCGCCGGCCCGUCCUACGUCAUCUCCCUCGAAGAAAGGUUGGAAUCCCUGGAGCGAAGCAGAUACCCUGAUAUCGCCAUCCAGUCUCGCGCCACCCAUCUUCGCACCACUUAGCCUCGUGCCGGCCCGUCCUACGGCAUCUCGUCACACGACAUCGAUUCCCCGGCCCAUGUCACCCCGGCUACUACAUAAGGAAGAGAAACAACACGUGGUUUCUUUGCAAAAACUCUUUCGACCGAUUUUAACUGCUGGGUUUGCGGUUUUUAGUUUACAAUAUGUAUUGAAUCUCAGGAUGUGAUGUAUUCAAAUCGGAUUACAGAGUACCAUUCUAGCUUAUCAAAAUGUGAAUAUUGAAUGCAGUUGAAUGAUUAGGAAGUAAAGAACUCUAAUCGGAUUAAUUAAUAAAUAUUUCUGAACGAAC
Molecule: messenger RNA, 2406 nt
Organism: Culex pipiens pallens (northern house mosquito)
Lineage: Eukaryota; Metazoa; Arthropoda; Insecta; Diptera; Culicidae
Exons: 5
Coding region: 1351-1899 (182 amino acids)
Source: RefSeq, a predicted model, not a curated record